Molecule: messenger RNA, 2340 nt
Organism: Cuscuta europaea
Lineage: Eukaryota; Viridiplantae; Streptophyta; Magnoliopsida; Solanales; Convolvulaceae
Source: the annotation of a GenBank genome assembly
GUUUGAGCUCCUUUCGUAUCUCGGCUUGCCCAAACGCGACAGGCUCCAUUAAACGGAGAAUUCUAAAGGCUUUGCAUUCUUACACAUUCUCUCUCUGUUAGGGUUUCUGGAGAAGUACUUACCCUCACAACCGAGGAUAAUUGAUUUCAUUGCUCAAAAAUCAGGAUGUGGCGUAGCUGAUAGCGUUUCAGUUCGAGGUGGAACAUAGAACCCCAAGCGCUAGAGAAAGACUAAAAGAUCCUUGCGAGACACAGAUCAUAGUGGAAGCGAGUAACCGUCUUUUUCCCAAAAGAGUUUUAGUCUAAGCAUUGCCAGCAAGAGGAUGGGUGAUGAACCUUUUGAUGGCAAAGCUUUGACAGAAAAGUUGUCUAAACUUAACGGUUCACAGCAGUGCAUUGAAUCAUUGUCUCGAUGGUGCACUUCUUUUAGGAAGAAAGCCAAACAAAUUGUUGAGACAUGGGAUAAAUUGUUUAAAUCUGCACAGAAAGAGCAGCGCGUUGCCUUUUUAUAUUUGGCCAAUGAUAUACUGCAAAAUAGUCGCCGCAAAGGUAAUGAGUUUGUCAAUGAGUUUUGGAAGGUCCUCCCAGCAGCUCUUAAGGAUGUUUUUGCAAGUGGUUAUGAACAAGAAAAGAAAGUUGCUUCCAGAUUGGUUGACAUAUGGGAGGCGAGAAAAGUCUUUGGAUCUAGGGGUCAAAUUCUAAAAGAUGAGCUGCUGGUAAAAGGUCCUCCUUUAUUAGGUGGCAAUGUUGAAAGCGUGGGGAAAAGUCCUUCAUUAGUUAGUAAUGCAAUUAACCCAAAUCCUAUAAAGGUCAUAAAGAGAGAUACUCAUUCCCUGAGAAUUAAACUGGCCAUUGGGGAAAUUCCUGAAAGAAUUAUAACAGCAUUCCAAGUGCUGUACGAUGAAUGUACCAAUGAAGAAGGUGCCUUGAACAAGUGUAAAGAUGCUCUUUUUCAUUUCAAAGAAAUGGAGAAUGAUAUUGCGAACGUAUUCUCUCAGGGGACUCCUCAGGGAUCUGAAAUGUUGGAUAAGAUUCAAGAACAGGAGAACGUACUUAAGCAAUGUGUUACCCAACUAGAGUAUGUUGAAGCAUCCAGGACAUCCUUGGUUUCUAAGCUUAAAGAAGCAGCUGACAAUCAAGAGAAUAAACUGGAGCAGCUACGGAGUGAUUUGAAGGCCGCUCGUAUGCAGAUUGAGCAAGCUGCGGAUAUCAUCGAGAGGUUUAGAUCUUCUCCUGUUCUACAUCCAACAAUAGAAGAAGCAGCAAGGACAAGUGAGACAAGUCCUUAUCCUGUGAUUCCAUUGCCUACAAAUCUUCCUCCUGUCACUUCAUCUUCAUUUGCAACUCUGAAAUCUACAACCGAUGAGGAGAGCAGCAAGAGAGCAGCAGCUGCUGCUGCAGUCGCUGCAAAGCUAACUGCUUCGACAUCCUCUGCCCAAAUGCUCACAUCUGUCCUCUCUUCCCUUGUUGCUGAAGAGGCUGCUGCCGCCUCUGCCUCUGCCUCGACUAGCAGCAGUGCCUUAAAAAGAGGUCCAGUGGGCUUCUCUUCUAAUUUACCUGAGAAGAAGAGGCUGACGUUGGACAAUCCAGCAGGGGCAUCUUUAUCAUCUGAAAAUAAUGUGGAUGGAGGUAAUUCUUCAUCUACUCCAUACUUUUGUGGCACAAUUUCCCAGUUCUCAUCUCCGCCCCCUCCUCCUCCCCCCAUCCCUCCACCAAAUUCCGUCACUUCCCCACUAGUUCAAUCUGCAGCUAUGAUUAUGGGGGGUUUGAGCUAUGGGUAUGCUUCUGCUGGUCCACCCCCACCUCUGCAUCUAGCGACUGGACUAACAAGACUGCCUCCUCUCCAACCACCUCAGCAGCCAACUCAGCAGUCUAUCAGUGGUGGUGGGUAUUACCCACCACCCGGGUUUGGAUUUUAUGGACAGAGUCCUCAAACACCUCCACCUCCACCUCCGGUUCCUAGGCACUAAAUCAUCAUUUGAUAAUGCCUUGUUUCCUUCUGUACAUUAUUUGAUGGGAUGAAGUUGCUGUCUAUCUAGACAGUGGAAGAGUUUUCUCGUGUAGUUUACUUUUCAAGUUUCACAUUGACCUUCUCCCCACCGUCAACUAGAUUAGAAGAAAUAGUAUUGUGCAUGAACUUUCUUGUGUGCAUUUGUACUAACCAUGAGGGUGUAUAACUGUUUACAUGUAACAGUUGGUACAUAACUUUAAGUUUCAGAACACCCGAUAUUCUUCUUGUGUAAAGGCCCUUUUUUGUUUUUGUUUUUCAUAUUUUAUUUUGCUUUCAAUUUUGUGUAGUUAUAUGAUAUUGUUGUUCAUCUGAGUCCACAUCUUAUGGAAG